GCUGCGGGCUUGACGCAUCUUCAUCCUCCUCCUCCUCCCAGCACCUCUGUCACGUUGCGCGGCUCCGACUCUUCUUUCAACCCGGAGCCGUGAGGCGGGACGCGGCGGCCGCAGAGCGAGCAGAGCCGCGGGUGAAACCUCCAGAGAGGAGCCGACAUGUUCAUCUGAAGGGUUUGUUUCCAUGGAAGAGCGGCUCCGCGGAGCAGAGACCAACCCGGACAGCAGACUGCGUCCUCAGCCGCCGCUGCGCCUUCCCGCCACAGCGCGCGCCUCGGACUGCCAUGUGAAGCCGGAAGGUGGAUGUGGGCAGGUGGAGGAGCAGGUAAAGGGCUUGUUGGUGAUGUUGCUCUGUUUGCCGUGAUGGUGGGUAAGAGAGCCAUACGGCGCCUCCUGCUGGCCGGCGGCCUGCUGCUGGUCCUGGCCGGCUCCGCCUCCGGCUGCCCCGCGCGGUGUGAGUGCUCCGCCCAGACCAAGUCGGUCAGCUGCCACCGCAAGCGGCUGGCCAGCAUCCCGGAGGGCGUCCCCAUCGAGACGCGCGCCCUGGACCUCAGCAAGAACAAGCUGCGCCUCAUCAACUUCUACAACUUCUCGUCGUUCCUGCAGCUGGAGGACCUGGACCUCAGCGACAACACCAUCAGCGUAGCCGAGCCCGGCUGCUUCCACUCCAACGUGGCGCUGCGCUCGCUCAACCUGCGCAGCAACCAGCUCAUGCUGGUGGCGAAGGGCGUGCUGGCGGGCCUGACCAACCUCACGCACCUGGACCUGAGUCACAACCGGCUGGUUGUUCUGCUGGACCACGCGUUCCAGGACCUGCACCGGCUGACCUUCCUGGAGGUCAGCAACAACCAGCUGGUGUUCAUCUCCCAGCGCGCCUUCACGGGACUGCUGGGCAUCCAGAGUCUGACCCUGGAGCGCUCCAACCUCACCGUGGUUCCCACCGACGCUUUGGCCCACUUGCACAACCUGCUGGAGCUGCGCAUGCGCUUUCUGAGCAUCAGCUUCCUCAAGCCUUUCUCCUUCAAGCGGCUGACUCGCCUGCGCCACCUGGAGGUGGAUUCCUGGCCCCUGCUGGAGAGCCUGCCGCCACUGUCGCUGCACGGCCUCAACCUGACCACCCUGUUCAUCACCAACACCAACCUGUCUGCCUUUCCUGGAGCGGCGCUGCGCAACCUGCUCUACCUCACGCACCUCAACCUGUCCUACUGCCGCAUCCAGCACAUCCAGCAGGGGGAGCUGGGGCCUCUGCCGCAGCUGCUGGAGCUCCGCCUCCAGGGGUCGCAGCUGCUCUCCAUCGAACCCCUGGCCUUCGCGGGCCUGAAGUCCCUCCAGCUGCUGGAUGUGUCCCAGAACCGGCUGGACUCUCUGGAGAGGGCCGUGUUCGCCUCGGCGGACUCCCUGCAGCGGCUCUGCCUGGGCGGCAACCCGCUGGUGUGCGAUUGCCGGUUGCUCUGGUUGCUCAGCAGCCACAAGCCGGCUUCGCUGCAGAUCCUGGACCUGCAGCCGGAGUGCAGCGCACCGCAGCACCUUUUGGGCAAAUCCCUACGGGACCUCAAGGAGCCGCUGGUGUCGAGGUACAUGACCUGCACCAAGCCGCGGGUCGGCCCCAACGCCACGCAGCUGCUGAUGGCCGACGAGGGCCAGCCGGCGCGGCUGAGCUGCACGGCAGAGGGAGCGCCGCGGCCCUCUGUGCUCUGGAUCACGCCGCACAGACGCUACGUCACAGCCAAGAGCAGCGGCCGCGUGGAGGUCCAACCGGACGGCAGCCUGGAGAUCAAGGCGGCGGAGCUGCAUGACAGCGGCGUGUACCUGUGCAUCGCCAGCAACCCGGCGGGCAACGCCAGCCUGUCCGCCUCUCUGGCCGUGAAGAGCCUGGGGACCGGCGACAGGCUCCACUACAGCAACCGCAGCUCCAGCUACCUGACAGAGCCCAAUGGCACCUGGGGCAACGGCACGGUGCUGUACAACAUGACGGUCCCCAUCGACAUGAAGACCAUCCUGAUCUCCGCCGCCAUGGGCUGCCUGUCCUUCCUGGGCGUGGUGGUGUUCUGCUUCCUGCUGCUGUUCGCCUGGAGCCGGGGCAAAGGGCGACACAAGAACAACUUCGACAUCGAGUACGUCCCCCGGAAGUCCAACGGCGGCGGCGCGGACGUGGCAGAGACCAGCGGCCCGCGGCGCGUCAACAUGAAGAUGAUCUGACGGACGCUACGGCUUCAGCCAGAAAACAAAAUGUCUGUUUGUUUUUUUAAUGACAAAGUGGAUUUGUGACAAACGAAAGUGAUGUACUGUUUAGUGGCUGUGGGUCUGACGGUGGUCUAGUGAUCAGUGGACUUGUGAUAUAUGAUGUUCAUAAUGUACACUCAAUAUAAAUCUAUAACCGACAUAUCAAUAUGGGACUGACAUCGUGCUGCGAGUGACUCAGUGACGCGAUGAGUAACAACGUGGCAUCAAGGUGAAGGAGGGACAGACUGCAGCGUCACGACCGAACCGUCCCAUCUCAGCUGCAGCCUGAAAGACGUGUGUGUGGGGGCGUGUGUGUGUGUGUGUGUGUUUCUUUGUGCAUGUGCACGCAUUGCCUUUCUCGUGAGGUGGAGCAACUAAGCGUUGAGGUCCAAAGUGUUUUUCUUUCUUUCUGGGUUUUUCUACCAGAAGCAGGUGUUUGUAUGCAAACGCGCAAAUGAAUCUACUGACCAAAUGCUGCAGAAACUGUAACAUAGAUCAGCCCCUUGUAGAAAAACUUCUGGUUUUCUAGACUUGAAAGGCGUUUCAGGAAAACGGGUCUGCUGCUCCACUGCACAGAAACAGAGAAACAGAAAGUCGUGUCGAAUUUUAUAUCAUAAUAAAUCAAAGGCAGACAAAAAGAGUCGGUGGCAAAGAUUUAUGGCCGCUGGGCAACUGGACCCUCUGCAGGUUGAUCAGACCGUUUAACCUUGGCCAGGGGGCAGUAAGGAGGUCUGGGGGCAGUAAGGAGGUCUGGGGGGCAGUAAGGAGGUCUGGGGGGCAGUAAGGAGGUCUGGGGGGCAGUAAGGAGGUCUGGGGGGCAGUAAGGAGGUCUGGGGGCAGUAAGGAGGUCUGGGUCUUUCAUAAAUGGCCGUUUUGAAUGUUGUAGUUUCUCGUUCUCCUUUAGUUUGUUCUGAUUUUUGUUGACGAUGUUUUAAAUGUUUACGAUGGGGAAAAUAAAUAAUUAACCCUGAAGGGCAACUAUUUGUAAAGGGGGGGCAGGAGGGGCAAAGUGGGGGGUGGAGGGGUAUUUGUGUGAUCCUGUUGUGAUAAAAUGUUCCAGGUUGUAUAAUUGUUUUCAUAUGACAAAUUUAUGGGUAUAUUUUCAAAAGGAAAUAAAUUCAACCCCAAAGUCUG
Molecule: messenger RNA, 3354 nt
Organism: Xiphophorus maculatus (southern platyfish)
Lineage: Eukaryota; Metazoa; Chordata; Actinopteri; Cyprinodontiformes; Poeciliidae
Gene: lingo2b
Product: leucine-rich repeat and immunoglobulin-like domain-containing nogo receptor-interacting protein 2
Exons: 2
Coding region: 301-2196 (631 amino acids)
Cellular component (GO): plasma membrane
Molecular function (GO): protein binding
Source: RefSeq, a predicted model, not a curated record